AUGGAAAAAGCAUGGGACGAGGCUACAGAGACAGAUCUGCUUGAGGCUCUGGAAGAAGCCCUUGGCUGCACAAAAUGUCAAAUCACUAUCACCGAGGCAAUCAUGAAGGGGGAUAUCAGUGAUGGUGUUUACAACUCUAGCCAUUACCCCCCAUUCUUUGUGAACAAGCGAACCAGAGAUGACAAUAUCUCCCCCCUGGACACUGAAACAAAGCACACCGAUCCAACGUGGUGGCGUCGCAUAUCCGUUUCACAGCGUGAGCGCUACUACGCCCUGGUCGAGAACAACCUAAACCGGGCUCUAGAAGAGACAAAGAACGCCGACCCAGAGGCUGCUGUUCUCUUUGCCCAUUACCAAGUCGACUACCAUAUCCGCCAGCACCACCUUGCUCGACGGGGCGUACUGAACCUUUGCCGUGAUUCAAAUGAUCUCCAUGAACUUCGCUCAUGGCAAUGGGAUAUGGCCGCUAUCGACAGACUCACUUCCGGCAAGGAAAUCGAAGUCACAGAUGAAGACGAAGGGUGGCUCCCAGAAGAACGCAUGUGGGGGUGGCCAACUGACCGAAACCUGGAGAAGACACAUCAAGUUAUUUUAUGGAAGCGAAGCUGGCCUAAACGUCGGAAGCAGCUCAAGGCUGUGCGGGCCAAGUGGGCUGUCAUUAUGGAAGAACGAAGGAAGCAAAGGGAGAUGCUUUUGCUCAAACAAGGGGCAACUGUCACUGUUCGGCUUUAUUGUCGCGGGGAACUGUGGGACGUGAGGAAGCUUCAGAGGGAGGUGGAGACUGGGACUAGUAUUCGAAUGGGAAGGACCACGCAAAGCUUGGGAUUUUAA
Penicillium cosmopolitanum is the source of this 831-nucleotide messenger RNA. RefSeq lists its product as uncharacterized. Lineage: Eukaryota; Fungi; Ascomycota; Eurotiomycetes; Eurotiales; Aspergillaceae. The transcript has 2 exons. The coding region runs from base 1 to 831 and encodes 276 amino acids. The record is from RefSeq and is a predicted model, not a curated record.